Molecule: messenger RNA, 504 nt
Organism: Histoplasma mississippiense
Lineage: Eukaryota; Fungi; Ascomycota; Eurotiomycetes; Onygenales; Ajellomycetaceae
Exons: 3
Coding region: 1-504 (167 amino acids)
Biological process (GO): sphingoid catabolic process
Cellular component (GO): endoplasmic reticulum
Source: RefSeq, a predicted model, not a curated record
AUGGCGCUCAACCUCGAAAAGCAGUUUACCUUUUAUGGUGCCUACCACCAUAAUCCAGCCACAAACACAGGGCCCCUCAUCUCUCUCCCGGACUCCUUAUCCAUCAAAACCUUCCCCCCAAACCUCGGAACCAUGGCCUGUCUCCUCUACACAACCCUCUACAUCCUCAUGGAGCCCGUAGCUGGCACCCUUCUUGCCCCGCUACUGGUCAGUGGCACCGUUUUCGUCAACCACCUCACAGUCACCUACGGUUCCAUAGCGACAUAUUGGGGUCUAGGCAUCCAGGCAGUCGCGUGGGUAGCGCAGUUUGUCGGGCAUGGCGCGUUCGAAAAGAGAGCGCCCGCGUUGCUGGAUAAUUUGAUGCAAGCGUUUUUCUUCGCGCCGUUCUUUGUGUGGCUUGAAAUGCUGUUUUCGCUUGGGUACCGGCCGCAGCUAAAGGCGAGGAUUAAUCGUGCGGUUCUGAAGGAGAUUGCGAAGUUUAAGGAGGCGAAAGGGAAGAAUUAG